UUUGGAUUACGGUUAUCAUAUAUAAUAUCACUUAAUUCAUUAGUCGGCAAGAACCUACCUAAAGGAGUAAAAUAUUCUUGGCUUUAACGUUCAUAAAUUAAUCUGUGAUGACUACUAGGCGAAUUUCAAAAAAUAGAUGCAUGAGUUGAGUUUAUUGUAGUAGCAAUUCUGCAGCCGGCGAAGGGCGAUUGACGAAUCUUAAUUAUAUUCUGUAAGUUUGAACAUGUACCCUUAAUACAAGAAAAAUGUGUUUUAUAUGAACAACUUAAAUAUGGGAAAUGGAGGAGGGGAAAAAAGAGUGAUAUGGCGUGUAAGGCGGCAUGUUGUAAUUGGUAACUGGCAUUGAUCCACGUGUCUGUGUCCUGUAACUCACACUAACAGAAACAGAAACAGAAAACAGAUCCCUGAAUUCUGACAAUACUCUUCAUCCACCAUGGCUUCUCGCCGUCGCAUGUUACUUAAGGUUAUUAUCCUCGGAGACAGCGGGGUUGGCAAAACAUCUCUCAUGAAUCAGUAUGUGAAUCGUAAGUUUAGUAACCAGUACAAGGCUACCAUUGGUGCUGAUUUUCUCACCAAGGAAAUUCAAUUCCAAGAUAGGAUGUUCACUUUGCAGAUCUGGGAUACUGCUGGUCAAGAAAGGUUUCAGAGUCUUGGUGUGGCUUUCUACCGUGGCGCAGAUUGUUGUGUCCUUGUUUAUGAUGUAAAUGUUGUCAAAUCUUUUGACAAUCUUAGCCAUUGGCGAGAAGAAUUCCUUAUUCAGGCUAGUCCAUCUGACCCCGAAAACUUCCCAUUUGUGCUACUGGGAAACAAAAUUGAUGUUGAUGGUGGGAAUAGCCGAGUUGUUUCUGAGAAGAAAGCUAAGGCAUGGUGUGCUUCCAAAGGAAGCAUACCAUACUUUGAGACCUCUGCAAAAGAGGGAUUCAAUGUUGAAGCUGCUUUCCAGUGUAUAGCAAAAAAUGCACUCAAGAAUGAACCUGAAGAAGAAAUAUACAUGCCUGACACAAUUGAAGUGGGUGGUGGUGGACGGCAGCACAGGUCCACAGGCUGUGAAUGUUGAUGACUUAGUGUUCUUUCGAUCAAACUUCAAUUAUUGCAAAUCUUUUGUUUUGUAUCUCAUUAGUGGGUUAAUUAGAUGUCCUCUUGCUAAUUCUUCUAAUUCAAUGUAUCUUAUAAUAUUUGGACCAUAAUUUAAUUCUUC
Arachis ipaensis is the source of this 1198-nucleotide messenger RNA. RefSeq names its product ras-related protein Rab7-like. Gene Ontology annotation, molecular function: GTP binding; GTPase activity. The record is from RefSeq and is a predicted model, not a curated record. Gene Ontology annotation, cellular component: vacuolar membrane. NCBI's taxonomy places the organism in Eukaryota, Viridiplantae, Streptophyta, Magnoliopsida, Fabales, Fabaceae.